Plasmodium malariae is the source of this 579-nucleotide messenger RNA. Its product is annotated as fam-l protein. The coding region runs from base 1 to 579 and encodes 192 amino acids. The record is from RefSeq and is a predicted model, not a curated record. Lineage: Eukaryota; Apicomplexa; Aconoidasida; Haemosporida; Plasmodiidae. The transcript is spliced from 2 exons.
AUGGAACGAAAAAUUAAGACACUGUUAUUUAUUAAAAUUUAUGCUUUUGUGUUUAUAAGUUGGAUAUGUCAUUUUUACACUUAUAUGAGUAAGCAAAACAAAUAUUUGGUUGAGUGCUACAAUCAGCAUAGAAAAAUAUAUGCAAGAAACUAUCGUUUACUGGCGAAAUAUAAGCAGGAUAAGGAUUCAAUUAUUGUAUGUUUAGAGGAAGAAAUGCCAAAUAGAGUAAACGAUAAAAAAAAUAUAUCUAAUAGUGAAAAAUUGCUCCCAAGAGAAAAGAAACAGUCAAAUGGAAGUUUCCAAAUAAAUGUAAGAGGCCAUAAAAAAAAUAUAAAAAAUAAAUCUUGUAUAUUUGAAACUAAACAGUAUUCUUAUAUGGAAAAAAAAAUAUUCAAAGAACUUGAUUAUGUAGAUUUUCUUAAAAACAACAGAACAAUAAGUGAUAAUACUUAUAAAAAAAUAAUAUAUAAAAAAUUCGGAUUGCGAUUUGCUUUACCUAUAUUCCUAUUUUUUGGUCUUAUCAAUAUCAUUUGUGUUAGAUUUUUUUUGUGGAUAUGGGAUGUUUGUUCGUUUUUUUAG